Elaeis guineensis (African oil palm) is the source of this 1315-nucleotide messenger RNA. RefSeq names its product tetraspanin-20. NCBI's taxonomy places the organism in Eukaryota, Viridiplantae, Streptophyta, Magnoliopsida, Arecales, Arecaceae. The record is from RefSeq and is a predicted model, not a curated record. Gene Ontology annotation, cellular component: membrane.
CGUCCAAAGCCAAGGCAAUAAUAGACCCCCCUCUUUCCCAAUAACAACGACUCCAGCUCGUUCCACUUCCAUUCCUCCCCUUUUGCCCCUUUUUCCGGCUUCCUCCUCCAAUCAUCUCCCCCACCGCCUCCCCCUUUCUAUGAAACAAAAACUGCCAACUAAAAAGCAAGAUUUGGAGCUUAGGAUUCGUAUCCUUUCGCCUCAUUUGAUCGAGAAAAGGUGAUAUUUUUGAGAGGGAUUCAGGGUUUUUGAUGCCGUCGGUGUUUCCUCAUCUUUGAGAAAGAGAGAGAAGGGGAAGAGAGGAGAAAGGAGAAAUGCGUCCCAGCUUCUGCCAGAGAUGCCUCGCCUUUCUCCUAAAGUUUCUGAAUUACCUCCAGACCUUCGUUGGCGUCUCGCUCAUUCUCUAUUCGGUGUGGAUGCUGAAUCGUUGGCACCGCCACGGUCAUGGAGGCAGUGGAUUUAGCUUCGAUUUCGACAAGCUUCCGGCGCCUUGGUUGGUGUGCUCGUUGAUGGGCAUCGGGAUCUUUGUGUGUUUAAUUGCUUUCACUGGGCAUAUUGCUGCCGAGACCAUCAAUGGAUGCUGCCUCUGUUUUUAUGCAGUUUUGACCACUAUUUUAAUUUUACUAGAAGCUGCUUUGGUGAGUGAUCUGGUCUUCAACAAACACUGGGAAGAGGAUCUUCCACAUGAUGCUACUGGACAAUUAAAAAGUCUCCGAGCAUUUAUUGAAGCCAAUAUAGGUAUAUGUAAGUGGGUGGCCGUAACUGUAUUGGUGGUUCAGGCACUCUCACUUCUGUUAGCAGUGAUUCUGCGAGGAAUGGCCUCACCAAGAAGUGUGGACUACGAUAGUGAUGAAGAAUUUUUUACUGUAAGGAAGCCAUUGCUAAACCCACAAGGUGGUCCAACUUUUGCUUCAACCUCUUUUGACAAUACAGUGGUUUCCUCAGACACCUGGAACUCACGAAUAAAGCAGAAGUAUGUUUUUGGCCAAAGCCAGCUUUCAGACAAUGCCAUGGACCCAAAUACAUCGGGUGAUCUCCACAGCUAGUGGUAGCAGUGAUUGCGAAAGUCUAUUCAUUGUGGUACAAGUAUAAUGAAAAAAAAAAGAUAUGGAGCUAUUUCUGCUGCUGCUGUAAGUAGUUAGGGACUGUGUGAUGGUUUGUUAGUAUUCUUCUGUAUAGUUGUGGAGAGUGGCUUGUAUAAAUCUGCUGCUGCUUCUUGUAUCCUUUUCUGGAACAUGCAGUUGGAAUCAUUUGAACUUUCUAAGAACGGUUCACUAAUUCGGAACUAUGUGAUUAGUUUGCAUAGUUGGAUUCA